GCUGAAGUUCACCGUGAACGUCCCUUAUGAGGCCUGUGAGCGACUCACGUAAAAUGGCGACUGCGGAGCCGGAAAUAAACUCAAAUUCUUGUAAGAGUGAGGAGGACAACUCUGAACAGACUGACCAGGAGAUUGUCAGCCCUGAGAGCUACAUCAAACACCCACUACAGAACAGGUGGUGUUUAUGGUUCUUUAAAAACGACAAGAGCAAAACAUGGCAGGCAAAUCUCAGACUGAUCUCCAAAUUCGACACAGUAGAGGAUUUUUGGGCGCUUUAUAACCACAUUCAGCUCUCCAGUCAUUUGAUGUCAGGUUGUGACUACUCAUUGUUCAAGGAUGGUAUUGAGCCCAUGUGGGAGGAUGAGAGAAAUAAAAGAGGAGGCCGCUGGCUACUCACUCUCAACAAGCAGCAGAGAAAAUAUGACCUGGACCGCUUUUGGUUGGAAACUCUGCUGUGCCUCAUCGGAGAGGCUUUUGAUGACUACAGCGAUGGGGUGUGUGGCGCUGUAGUCAACAUCCGAACAAAAGGUGAUAAAAUUGCUGUUUGGACAACUGAUUAUGAAAACAGAGAUGGUAUAACACACAUAGGGAGGGUGUACAAGGAACGGUUAGGAAUCCCUAUGAACAUGACCAUUGGCUACCAGUCUCAUGCCGAUACAGCCACAAAGAGUGGCUCUACAACUAAGAACAAAUUUGUGGUAUGAAUAUCUUCAAGGGCCUGAAUCCUCUCUCUCUCUCUCCUCCUUCUCUGCCAGCUGAAACCAAAGAAACAUGAGGACAGACUGGACUCAAACUUCCGUGAUCCCCUGCAAAUAGAAAAAAGAGCCCAUCACAAACACUCAUGGUCUUACACAAAGUAUGAGGCAAUGUAACAUUACCUCUGCUGCUUGUUACAUUCACAUACACAUCUUAUAAGUAUUAUUUCUGUGUCAGAUUUACACUUCAAUGCUAAUAUUGUCUUUAUAACCAGACAGGUAGAAAACACUCACACUACACAGUUUCCCUAGAACAGGACACAUGACCAUUCUUUGUUUGACCUUCAGUUGUUCUGAGUUUGUAAAAUAGUUACCUUUUUUGAAAAGAUAUUGUCAAUUUAUUUAAUGGCAGAGAAACGUUAAUGUCUGUGUUCUUUUACCCAGCAGCUUUGCUGCUUCAGUGCCUGAUGAACAUAAACAUUUUAAUUUAUUCAGAUUUACCCUAAACAUUUCAUUGUGAUAUGUGGCCACCGAGAGCAUAUAAUCAAGCUAAUUUGCAUAGCGCUGCCUUGCGUCUUUAAGCAUUAACUUAAUUAAAUUUGGGUGUUUACGAUUCAA
This is a messenger RNA of Triplophysa rosa, 1313 nucleotides long. RefSeq names its product eukaryotic translation initiation factor 4eb (gene eif4eb). NCBI's taxonomy places the organism in Eukaryota, Metazoa, Chordata, Actinopteri, Cypriniformes, Nemacheilidae. The record is from RefSeq and is a predicted model, not a curated record. Gene Ontology annotation, biological process: translational initiation. Gene Ontology annotation, cellular component: eukaryotic translation initiation factor 4F complex; cytoplasm. Gene Ontology annotation, molecular function: RNA 7-methylguanosine cap binding; translation initiation factor activity. The transcript has 7 exons. The coding region runs from base 27 to 704 and encodes 225 amino acids.